AUGUAAAAAGAAAUCCCGGAAAAGAAGAAAAAAAGGGAAAACCGACUGUGACCGAAAGUCCGAAACAGUCAUCUUCCUAAAACCAUGGGAACUGAAGGCUCCUCAAAAGUCCGAACUACCCAUUUCUGCACGAGUUUGUUUUAAUUGAUACAAGAGGCUUCGAUUAUCUUCUUACUGCGAAGGCUUUCACAAGCUCUAUUGGGACGCAGGCAUCUAUAUUUGUUUGUUCAUGAAAGAAGCCGUGGCUGCUGCAUUUGUAUGUGAAGAAAGGAGUGGUGUAUUGUGAGACAGGAUGCCGUGGAGCAAAUUGUGCAUUAAAAUGGGACCUCAUAUAUUUAGGUCCCUUGCAAAAAGGUACCAUCAUCUUAAUAUGGUUGUUAGAUGUAAAACAACAUCUUCCCAAUAUGUUGCAUCUAGAGCAAGAGAUCCAACAUUUGAGAAACUGAUGGAUAAAUACAAAAAUCUUCUUAAAGUGGUUGCUAUCCAAGAUCUUAUCCUUGCUAAUCCAAGGAAUCAAUCAGUAUCUCUAGACUUCCUCUCAAGACUUUCCCAGAAGCUCCAUCUCAACCGAGGUGCUCCCUCCUUCCUUCGCAAAUACCCUCAUAUUUUCCACAUCUUCUAUGAUCCAAACAAGUCCCUGCCAUUUUGCAAAUUAACAGAUACUGCCAAUCAACUAUUUUCCGAAGAAGCAGAUGCUAUCAACGCUUCAUUGCCUGAGGUUGUUGACAGAUUAGUCCGGCUUUUAUCAAUGUCAAAUUCUAAGAUGGUACCACUGCGUGCAAUUUACAAGGUAUGGAGGGAGCUUGGCCUCCCCGACAAUUUUGAGGACUCUGUGAUAUCGAAAUACUCUCAUAUUUUUCAGCUUUGUGAUGCUCAUGAACCAAAUACUCAUUUUCUGAAGUUGGCCGAUCACAUUCCGAGACAUCAUUUCAGAGCAGCUGUUGAGGAAUGGAGAGUUACUCAGUGUUGUAAAGAGGACUGCAGUGUUGAUGAAACAGAAAUCCAGUAUAGUUUUAAACAUAGCUACCCUCCAGGGAUGCGGUUGAAAAAGAAUUUCAAGGCCAAGGUUAAGGAAUGGCAAAAGUGUCCAUAUAUUGGACCAUAUGAGGGAACACUUGACAACAGUAACAAGUAUAAGAACACUAGUAUAGCACUGGAAAAGCAAGCAGUUUCAAUCGUCCAUGAAUUCAUGACGUUGACUGUGGAAAAGAUGGUGGAAAUAGAGAAGAUCAGCCAUUUUAGGAAAUGGUUUGGCGUUGAAUUAAAUAUCAGAGAUCUAUUCUUGGAUCAUCCUGGGAUAUUUUAUUUAUCAACCAAGGGAAAGAGACAUACAGUUUUCCUAAGAGAAGCUUAUGAGAGGGGGUGUUUAAUAGAUCCAAAUCCAGUUUAUACUGUAAGGAGAAAACUCCUAGAUUUAGUUGCUAUGGGGCGUCGGGGUUUAUCUCAUAGUGGCUCAAGACAGAAGGCAGAUCAAGUUCAAAAUGAAGAUGGUGAAACCUCCCUCUAGGUAACAAAUGAAUAAAGGAAAAGAUUCAUAUUAUUCUUUCAACUAAUGUUGCCGAUACUUUCUUCUCAUUUCCUUCUUUCAUAAACCGAGCUCGGAGAAGGAAGAGAUAAGAGGGCCCUAGAGAAUGUGGUCAAAAAUCCAUAAUAGAGUCUGAUCACAACAACCGAAUUGAUUAUCUUCAUGCAUAAGGAUACUAGAUUACCUAAGCUUGUCAAUGACAUCCUGCAAUCAAAUUUUUGAAACAUCGUCACAAUCAAAAAGGAGAAUGCUGGAGAGAUUAACACUUUUGUUGAGGGAAUUUGAAUGUGUUGGGGUAGUUGGUAACUAAUUACCAAUAUGAAAGAAGACCCUUCUUGAAUAUAGAGAAAUUGGAGAAUGGGUUAUUUUACUGCAUCUUCUUGCAGAUGUGAACAUCAUUAUUUCAGGGAAGGAUUGAAGAGCGAGGGGAUCGGACCCUCCUGGCGACUCUGUAAUCCAAUUUUUAAUGCAGAGAGGCUUUAUUGGAGAAGAUGAACAACCUGAUUUGGAUGUCUGAUGUGCGUUCUUUGUGAUCUGCAGGCGAUUAUGCUUUGAACAAAGCUUAAUUAACACGGGAUGGGAAUACUUUGAACAACCUGGUUAUUUCUAUUGCAUCUUCAUUAUCUGCAUAAACUUCUUGAACACUCUGAACAUGUAGUCCUUUGAGUCUCCUAUGCCACUUGUUUUCAAGUGAAAAGGCAGACUUCAAACAUUUGUUUUUGGGUUGUACCGAAGAAGAUUUGAAGCCUGAGGAAAGGAAUGGAUGAAUAGUGAUGAUUACUGAUUA
Benincasa hispida (wax gourd) is the source of this 2312-nucleotide messenger RNA. RefSeq names its product Ubiquitin carboxyl-terminal hydrolase family protein. The record is from RefSeq and is a predicted model, not a curated record. Gene Ontology annotation, molecular function: RNA binding. Lineage: Eukaryota; Viridiplantae; Streptophyta; Magnoliopsida; Cucurbitales; Cucurbitaceae.